Molecule: messenger RNA, 1125 nt
Organism: Caenorhabditis bovis
Lineage: Eukaryota; Metazoa; Nematoda; Chromadorea; Rhabditida; Rhabditidae
Source: the annotation of a GenBank genome assembly
AUGUCUGCAUUUUACUCGAUUGUCCAUAAAAUCUCGUUUUGGAUUAUUUUGGCAUUUGUUUCAAGUUUUGUUAUAAGAUUAAUAUUGCUAUUAGACCCUAAUAAACGGGUUUAUAAUCAUACGCCGGGACCAUGCCGAAUUCUCACGGAAGCUUACAAAGGGAUUGCUGGAAUGCAUUUAGUUGAAUCGCAGAGUAGAGUUUAUAUUACUUUCGGUUAUGCUAAAGCGUUUGGGGUAAAAGCGAAACCGGGAAUUGCGUAUUACGAGGUGAAAAAGGCGGAUAAUACAAACCAAAAUCCGCAACACACGUAUGAGCUAGUUGCUAUGACAAUUGAAUGGAAAGACGGAUUCGAUUCGAAAUAUUUUGCUCCGGCCGGAAUCGCCUCAUAUGUCUCGAAGGGCCGCGUUCUUUUAUACGUCGUCAAUGCUCAUCCAAAUUACCAAUGCAUUCACUUUUUCUCUGUUGAUAAAAAUGCAUUGAAGCAUCGAAAAACGGUAUGCGAUGCGGAAUUUACAAGCAUUCAAGAUGUCGCAGUUGUUGGUGCUGAUCGUCUAUUCAUCACAAAUCUCGCAUAUUUCUCACAUGGCUAUUUACAAGUCGCUGAGCUUGCCGCUCAAAGCAAUACUGGAAAAGUGCUGCUUUACGACGGACAUAAUGUGAAAGUCGCAGUUUCCUCACUUCCAUCUCCUUCCGGAAUCGCUUAUGAUAAGGAACGGCAACUUCUAUUCGUUGGAUCGAUGCUGAACGAGAUGAUCAAAGUAUACGAUGUUGGUAAAGACAUUUCGCUGAACCCAAAGACAGAUAUUUCAAUUCUCACUUCACCAAUGGGAAUUCAUGUCGAUAAAAAGAGUGGCGAUAUUUGGGUAUCAUGUCAUCCGGUGGCAUUUCAAGCCUUUCUACACUAUCAACAUCCUGAUGAGGAAAAUAUGCGAAGUCCGAGUCAAGUGUUGCGGAUUAGAAUGCAAGAAGAUGGCGUGUCAUGGGUCAUCACAGAACCCUACGCGAACGACGGAGCAACAGUAUCGGCGAGCAAAUCGAUCGCUUAUUACGAGGAGCAACUAUUAAUCGGCGGAGCAUUCGGAAGGCUGUUACACUGCGACGUUCUCAAUCCACAGAUCACAUAG